Messenger RNA from Musca domestica (house fly), 2622 nucleotides. RefSeq lists its product as uncharacterized. Bases 142 to 2484 code for a protein of 780 amino acids. The record is from RefSeq and is a predicted model, not a curated record. The transcript is spliced from 5 exons. NCBI's taxonomy places the organism in Eukaryota, Metazoa, Arthropoda, Insecta, Diptera, Muscidae.
UCUGUACAAAUUAUAAGAAGAAGCAUUUGUUUUUGUUCUUGAGGGCUUUGGCGGUGCAUAGCUCUUUUUUAUUAAUAUUUGGUUUCACAAAAACUCUUGGGAAAAUCCAAAACGUAUUAAUGUGUUAAAGGCUUAUAGAUAAUGCCCAUAUUGUCCUCAACAAGAUCCGGUAGAAAUAAGGAUCCGGAAAAAGAAAAUAAUAACCAAGCAGUUAGAACAUCAAAACGCGUUACCAGAAAGGCAACAACUGAAAGCAAGCUGAAAGAAAAUAACACCGAAGUUAGAAAGACAAGAAAAGCCAAACUCAAGGAUAAAGACAUCAUGGCUAACGAAGAGGAAUCCAAAUCUGCAAAUGCACAGAAUAUAGAAAAUGAAAAUCCAACUGCCGAAAAUGCAAACUGUGAAGAAAAUCAAAAUAUAGAGCCUCCAGUUGAAGCCGAAGAAAAAUGCAAAGCAGAUGAAGCAACUCCCAUGGAUACAUCGGCUACAAAUGAUGUGGAAGCAAAUAAAGAUAUCAGUCCACCUAAAAAACAAAAGCUAGAUGAUGAACAGUCAGAGCAACAGCAAAAGGAAACAGAGAAGGAAGAAGCAAAGUCGUCGGAGCCUGGUGCUUCGAAUAAUAUUGAAACUAAAGAAGAAACGAAAAAUGUUUCAACUGGAUUCUCUUUAAAAUCGCAGGGAGUGAAAGUUAAAGACGAAGAAGAAACUAGCAAUAAUAUGCCGGAGCAGCUAUUGACUGUAAUUUCUAAUCUUUACCUCAAUGUUGGAGAACGUUUGCGUCUUGAUUUUCAUCCAAGAUGUCUCGAUGACCUGACAUACUGCCAUCGUCAUCAUUAUCAUUCCGAUUUGCCUGAGGCCCCCAUUCAAUCCCAAGCACGUAGUUUACGAAGUGCCCUUGAUAACUACCGUUAUGUGUCCUUUAUUAAUUCCACCACUGAUAUGGUACAUCGUGGAGAGUUUCCCGGAAAAGGAAUUUUUAUGAAAAUAAUGGAACUUGUAUUGAGCAUAAACUAUAGUACAAAACAACAGAAUAUUGUCACAUUCCAACAAUCCUAUCACAAAGCUGUUGAACUGUUCUCCAUGAUUGUACGAACCUUUCCACCGUGCUGGCACAAACUGCGUACUUUCUAUGUCGGCUUUUUGGAAUACGGGUUGGAUCAAUCAAAGCUUGGCAAUAUAAAAAAAGAUGAACCACUUUCCAAGUCAAACAAAAUAUUUGACAUAAUUUUGGAUUUACUGGAGGAAGUGUUAAAAACAGCUGAUCCGGAUGAAUUAAACACCAGUAAAAGUGAUUCUUUACAAAAGCCCACAACUAUAUCCAGUUCAGCUUCCCAUCUAACAUCACCACAAAAUUCCAUGGAUUUAAGUGUUUGCAAUGAUAUAUGGAAUCAAAAUGAAUACGAAGAAAGGGAACGACAGAAACAGACAUUUACUGCAUUACAAAUGGAACAGAAAAUUGAACGGAUAUUCAUGUGCCUGCGGCUGCUUUUGGAAAUCUUGGAAUAUGAUAUGGCCAUGUGGAUUUUGCACCACUUUAAGAAAACCAAGGAAUGGAUAUUUUGUAAUGACAACCGUCCUUUGAUUGUGGUCUUGUGUGAGCUAACACAGUACACAAGAAUGACCCGUGUGGCAAGGAGAAUAUUUAGUGUCUACAGUGAUAGUGCCAACAAGGGAUUGUGUAAGGAGCGUCUCCAAGUAUUAGAGCGUUAUAUUUCUUUGCUAAUGGUGGCCAGUAAUACGGCUGAUAUGGAAAACACAGCAAUUGGAGUUAAGUACCCUUACCUUGGAGAACAAACUAAGAAUCUUAUUAAGGAAUUUUUCAAAAUAUUCAAAGCACACAAUCGCGAAGAAAUAUCGAAAUACAUUGAAACCAUUCAUCUACUGCGCAUACCCUAUGUACGCUACGAAUUCAUCGAUAAUGUAUUAUUUACCAACAGCGAACCAUUAACACCACAAAAGAUUGCUAUUGAUAUUGCCAAGAAACGCUGGCUAAAGUACAAACCGCAAAGUGAACUCUCGAAACCGGAUGAAGACAUAUCCCGUGAACAAUACCUACAUUUGCUUUUAGAUGCUUUGCGUGAAUACUGUGAGUGGCAUGGUACAAAGACUUUCCUUCACAUCAUUACUGAUCACGAUAAGAUAUCACCGCUAACGACCACAACGGAUUCGGUACAUCGUUAUCCCACCAAUGGCAAUGGAGUUUUGGUACUAAAGAAAGUUGCCAAAGACAUUAAAAAGCUGGAAAGUCAAUUGAGAAUGGCUGUACGUAUGUCAAAGCCAAAGGUGAAUAUAUCACAGGCCGAUAUUUGUAUCGAUGAGACUAUAAUUGCCAAAUAUCGUAACGAUUUGAAAUACAUCAUUAGUCUUCAAAAUGUUGUUCUCAAACAAAAGGAAACAUAUCCUGAGGUGGACUUUGGUGAAUGGCUUGAUUACCUUGGCGAUUUUCCAGCUAAAAAAUUAAUCAAAGAGGAAGUACCGCAAUAGUUCCUUUUAUUUCCGAUAUUUUAUGUGAAUUUUUCUAUUUAUUUUGGUUGUGUCUGUGUCGAAUACUGCCGUACUAUUUAUUUUAUAUUCGUGUUUAGAUUUUUUACAAUAUACGAUGAAAUGAAAAUUCAAAACCGA